CCAUUCCUUCUCCUUCCAAUAAAAACCCUUUUCCUUUUUCGUUUUUUCCUUCCUCCCAACGGGUCACCGCCCGGAAAACCGAUGGCGGCUUCCUGUAACCUUUUCCAACUCCCCUUCGCUAAGAGCCCCGCCUUCCCCUCCCUUCGCCCAUACAACCUACCCACCUUUUCCCGCCACUUCUCCCCACUCUGCUCCACAUCGCUCCUCCUCCGGCCGUCGGCCACGGCGGGGGGGCCGAUCGACUCGGCUGCCGCCGCCGUGGAGCCGGCCCUGAGGCAUGCGAACCUGCUCUUCUUCAAGUCGGGCUACAACGUCCAGAUCGUGGUGGACGAGGGCGAGCCGGAGGAGGGCCUUCUGCGGCGGUUCCGGCGGGAGGUAGCCAAGGCUGGUGUGAUCCAGGAGUGCAAGCGGCGGAGGUUCUUCGAGAACAAGCAGGAGGAGAGGAAGCGGAAGGCUCGUGAAGCCAGUCGAAGGAAUCGGAGGAGACGAUCAGGGCCAAGAUCCUUAUCGUCAUCCUCCUCAUCAUCUUCAUCAGCAGUAGAUGGUGAUGCUGCUUCUAAAAAGACUGCAGAUGACUUAGAUGACAACUGGGAUCUGCCUGAGGGUGACCUUCCUUACUGAAAGUUGGAUGCAUCUUUUCUCAGUUCUUAUGAAUGCAGUUUUUGUAUGGGCAAUUAAUGGUUCUCAUGAAUUGUACUGUUUGCUGUUCCUCUGACAUCUGCGUCUUCAAUGGCAUGGCUGAUGUCACAGAGUUAUCAAGGGCCUUGUCUGAGUUCUUACACAAAUUUUAUGAGGUUCAAGUUUUAGAGUUGUACUUAUUACUAAAACUUGAUAGAAAUUGUACUCUGAGCAUUUCUGUUGUUCACAAAUCAUGUUUUCUUGUGUUUUUUUCUCUCUUUUCCUUUGAAUUAGCAAUUAUAGCCCACUUAUCU
Elaeis guineensis (African oil palm) is the source of this 932-nucleotide messenger RNA. Its product is annotated as small ribosomal subunit protein bS21c. Lineage: Eukaryota; Viridiplantae; Streptophyta; Magnoliopsida; Arecales; Arecaceae. The record is from RefSeq and is a predicted model, not a curated record. Gene Ontology annotation, biological process: translation. Gene Ontology annotation, molecular function: structural constituent of ribosome. Gene Ontology annotation, cellular component: ribosome.